Molecule: messenger RNA, 1465 nt
Organism: Cydia strobilella
Lineage: Eukaryota; Metazoa; Arthropoda; Insecta; Lepidoptera; Tortricidae
Product: carboxypeptidase B-like
Exons: 8
Coding region: 189-1367 (392 amino acids)
Biological process (GO): proteolysis
Molecular function (GO): zinc ion binding; metallocarboxypeptidase activity
Source: RefSeq, a predicted model, not a curated record
UUUGACAUUUGUGCUCAACGACAUUUUAACGAAAAACAUGUUAUAAUAUAAAAAAUAUUACAAAACUAUUAAAACCCUACACUAACCACAUGUUAUAUCCAAAUUAUAGCUAAAAUUUGUUCAAAGUGGCCAAAAGAUUCGGAAUAUAUCAAAUAUGGGACGUAAAAACUGUGAAAGAUGGACAAAAGAUGUUUUUAAAAAACUUAGAAAGCAAAGGUGCCAUGAACAUUAUCCGGGAGAGUAAAGACAGUAUGGAGCUGAUGGUAGAUGGAAACCGUAAGGUGCAGCUGGGGAAGCUCCUGCAGUCGAGGAGUAUUACCUACGUAGUGUCCUCGGAGCGAACGCCCCCGCCAUACUACCCAGCUACACCGAAGCUGAAUUCUAGAAACAAUAGUCCCAAGACAAGACCGAUAUCACCUUACAGCAGACUUUCAUAUGAUUCAAGCAAUUUUAACAAACGUGUUCUGGAUUGGAGAGAUUUUUACCCGCUGCAUUUUAUCAACGAUUUCAUGACAGAUUUGGAAAAGCAAUAUCCGUCGACAUGCACUGUUAUAUCAUUAGGCAAAACCGUGGAAGGUAGAGACAUAAAGGUGCUCAAAGUAUCAAACAGCGACGCCGGCAACUCUGGCGUCUGGAUAGACGGGGCGAUACAUGCGCGGGAGUGGAUCAGCGCGUCCGUCGUCACGUACAUCGCCAACCACGUCGUCAGACAUUUCACUAAGAGCUCCAAACACAUCACUAACAAGGACUGGUAUUUCGCCCCUGUUCUGAAUCCGGAUGGCUACGAAUAUUCUCAUUCCACUGACCGCAUGUGGCGUAAAAAUCGAAGUCGCUUAGGAAAUAAGAUCGUUGGAGUCGAUCUCAAUAGAAAUUUCGGAAAUACGUGGACGUUCACAUCUCAGGCUUGUGAUCCAACCCACCAAAAUUAUCCAGGCACUCAACCGUUUUGUGAGCCAGAAUGUGCUGCUGUUAAGGACCUGAUACUAUAUUCUGGUAUACGGUUCAAGAUAUUCCUCACAUUCCACGCUUACAGUGAGCUCAUAUCUUUCCCCUGGUGCUUCACAAAUGUACCAUGCCCUGACUACGUGACCUUGCUUGAAGGGGCCACCGUCAUCACAAAGGCUAUGUACGAUACCACCGGCCGCAUGUACAAAGUGGGAAACUUCAGAGAUCUCAUGUACCAUGCAGAAGGUACAAGCAUCGACUGGAGUUAUGGAGUAGCUAACAUACCUUUUUCAUAUCUCGUUGAAUUGAGGAGUAAAGAACAUAAAUUUUUGCUACCCAAGGAACAAAUUCUCGACUGUUGUAAAGAAUCAUUGAGUGGUGUAUUAGCUUUAGUCGAGUUUGUUGACAAAAAAAAGUUUUGAAACGCUUUGCUGUCUUACAUAAACCUUCGUGAAUAGUAUUUUACGUCCAUGUAUCUAUUGUAUUUAAGAAAUAUACGUUUAUGGUUUUUAACUGGAAA